Molecule: messenger RNA, 1985 nt
Organism: Colias croceus (clouded yellow)
Lineage: Eukaryota; Metazoa; Arthropoda; Insecta; Lepidoptera; Pieridae
Product: pickpocket protein 28-like
Exons: 14
Coding region: 113-1846 (577 amino acids)
Biological process (GO): sodium ion transmembrane transport
Cellular component (GO): membrane
Molecular function (GO): ligand-gated sodium channel activity
Source: RefSeq, a predicted model, not a curated record
UCAGGGGAUCCCAGUUAUGUUAUAUGUAAUGAAUUAAUUUGGACAACAAAAAACCGAGCCCAAACAAUGGCUUUAAACGUUGUUUUGAAGCUCGUCUCAUCGAACGUCCGUCAUGAAGCGACAUUCAAGGUCAGGGAGUCUCGGCAACAUAGUCGAUUUACCAUCAGAAAAAAUAAUCGAGAACGGAAAUGUUAAUUCGAGUCCAAAGAAAAGAAAAGGAAAGUUUUCCAUCAUAAAAGAAUAUUUGAUCGACUACACUGCUAAUUCAAAUUUGCAUGGCCUAAGAUAUAUUGGAGAAAAACAGCGAACCGCCGUCGAAAAAAUAUUCUGGCUAUUUAUGUUCAGUUCGAGCGUUAUUCUUUGCUCUGUGUUGAUUCGUAAAGUAUGGAUCAAAUGGAAUGAAAGCCCAGUCAUCGUAAGCUUUGCGGAAACAUCCACUCCAGUUUGGCAGAUACCUUACCCUGCAGUGACGGUCUGUGUCGAAACAAAAGCAAAGCAAACUCAGUUUAACUUUACCGACUAUUACCACCUUUAUAAUAACGCCAGUGCAAAUCUUACAGACGAAGAGCGCUUUUUAUUUGAAGACGUAAGUUUACUCUGUGAUGACCAUUUGGCACCACCUAAUGGCCGGAAAUUUUCCAUAGUCAAUGAGACAAUUGAAAACUUAAGAGGGCUAGCUCCAAAUAUAUCUGAAAUGUUCUUUGCGUGCAGAUGGAAGGAUAUUUCGAAAGAUAACUGUUCAGAUUUGUUCUCAACCAUUAUCACCGAAGAAGGUUUCUGCUACACGUUCAAUAGUCUCGGCGCUGAAGAACUGUUUAGGGUUGAACAUUUGCAUAAAGACUAUAACUACCUAGAAUACAGCAAUAGGAACGAAUCUUGGUCACUCGAGGGCGGCUAUCCUCCGAACACUCCGCUUGAAACUUAUCCUCAUAGAGGCUCUGGAUACGGAGCCAAGGCUGGAUUGACAUUUUUACUUACCACCAAACAAACAGAUUUGGAUUAUCUGUGCAAAGGUCCGGUACAGGGAUUCAAGAUUCUUCUUCACAACCCAGCAGAGCUUCCCCGUCUUUCCCAACAAUACUUUAGAUCUCCUCUCUCACAAGAAGUUAUUGUUGCUGUUAAACCUAAAAUGAUGACCACCUCCGAAGGUUUGAGACCGUACGAUCCUCACAGACGGCAAUGCUAUUUUCCGAGCGAGCGCUACCUCCAUUAUUUCAAAGUGUACACACAAGCCAAUUGUGAAAUGGAGUGCUUAACCAACUUUACGUUUGCGAGGUGCGGUUGUGUACAUUUUGGGCUGCCACAUGGCCCGGACAUGGCCGUCUGCAACGCCGGCAGCGUGGCCUGCUUAAAGAUGGCACAAAUGGAGCUAGUGACGAUCGAAAUAAAAUCGGGUCUGUCAAGCGACGAGAACUCCAACGAUACGUUGGGCGACGCGCGCAAAGUAGCCGCGCGCUGCGAGUGUCUCCCCGCGUGCACGUCCAUUGAGUACGAGGCGGAGACGUCGCAGGCGGACUACGACUGGAUGGCCAUCUUCAGGGCGCACCAUAUACCGGCCGACAACAUUGAUCCUGAUCUUCUCUAUGCUCGGGUCAUGAUAUUCUUCAAGGAAGCUCAAUUCAUAACAUCGCGAAGGUCAGAGCUCUACGGCCAAACCGAUUUUCUGGCUAACUGUGGUGGACUGUUGGGUCUUUUCAUGGGCUUCUCUAUAUUGAGCGUUGCUGAAAUAUUAUACUUCCUUUCAUUAAGGCUAUGCUGUGUUAUUUGGCGCAAACAGCACAAAAGACACAAGGUUGAAAGCAAUGGAGUGGACCCUAAACCUGCAAAAAUGAAAUACACGGAUUAAUUUCAUUAUUACCUACUCUCCAAAUGUGCACGAUAUUUUCAAUAUAUUUUUACUUUUCAUGAGGAAAAUUAUACGCAUGUUAAUAUAAAUUUUUAUUGUACUUCAUGUUUCCUAUGAUUAAUAAAAGAUUUAAAGUUUA